AAAAAAAAACAAACAACAACACAGUUACGAUGUAAACACAUUCAUAAAUAGUUACUAUGUUAAAAUCAUCAUUAUUAUUAUUAUUAUCAUCAUCGCUAUCAUUGGUACUAUGGUUUAUUUAAAGAUGUAUAUAUAUAAUUAGUAACUAAAUUUAUUAAAAUAAUACAUAUGGAUCAAAAGUCAAAUAUAAAUUUAUUUCAUCCAGCAUUAAUUAAUUUAACUACACAUUUAUUUUAUAAUAUUAUUGAGCAUAGAAUUAAUGCACAAAAUUUUAAAUGUUUAGGAUUACAAUCUAUUGAUUAUGAACAAAAAGAAAAUCAAAUUGAAGUUGUAUUACAAUUUGAUAUUAUUUCGUCGUCGUCAUCAUCAUCAUCAUCUUCUACAUCAAGAAAUAACUCUUUAGUGAAUAAUAAUACAUAUACAGAAUGUGAUUAUACAAAUCUAUUUGUUGAUAAAUUAGCAGAACAUAUAACUUCAAAUGAAAAGAAAUCUCCGUUCGUAACAAUUGUGGUUUGUUGCUGUAUACUGACAACAUUUUUUCUACUGGUUCUUUUUCUCCGAUGUCGGAGUUUUAUUCGACGUAAACAAUUAUUGAAACGAAGAAGAAAUCCUAAAUACUUAUAUUGUUCUAAAUAUCCUAAAUCAAAACCUAUUAAUCAUUGUUAUAUUAAAGCUAAUAAUUCAUGUUAUUGGUCACCAACUAAACCUAAACAUAGUAAUUCAUUUUCAAUAUGGUCUGAAGGUCAAUCAUUAAAAUAUCAUCAGAAUAAACAUAGAAUAUCUUCUACUUCAUCAUUGAAUCAAUCUAAUUUAAUGGUUAAUUCACCACAAUCACAUUUUUAUCCAAAUAAUCAUUAUACAAAAGAUUCCAAGUGUAUUCAUCGUCAAUCUAAUUCAUCAAAUAAUGUAAUUAAUAAUAGUAAUGAACGUAAUUUUAUGAAAUAUAAUUAUCAUCAACAUGAUGAAAUAUAUGGAAUGGGAAAUCAUAUGAAUAUUGGUUAUUUAGAAUAUUGUAAACGAAUGAAUAAUGCCAAAUCAACAAUGAUGUUUCCAAAUUCUCAAAGGUUAAUAGUGCCACCAAAACAAUCAAAUCCUUCAGCUAUAGGAAAUCAAUCGAUAUUUUUCAAUUCACAAAAAAUAACAAAUGAAAAUGAUAUUACAGAUUCUGAAACUCCUACUACUGAAUUUACUGAAAGUUCAAAAUCACAUAAAAGUAUAUCACAAAUUAAUGUAUAUCGAAAAGGUAGAAGUUUAAGUCCAGCUGAUAUAACUAAUUUCAGAGAAUCAAAAUUUCAUUUCAGUCCAAAACCACGUUUUUCAUUAGCUGAAUCUGAUGAAAUGAAUAAUCAACCUAUUGAAAAUAGUCAAUCAUCUGGUUUUCGUGAUGUGAUUAUUGACUGUAGUUCACUGGAAAGUGCUAUCAGUUAUCCAGUACAAAACUCUUGUUCACAUUUGAAUGACAGUAAAAAUCUAGACAGUUCAUUAGAGAGUCGAACAUAUCAAAGUUUGAUGUCAGUUUACUUAAAUGAUGUUGCACAAAAAAAUCGAAUUAUCACUCCUACAGUUACGAUUACUACUACCAACAGCAAUAAUACUGUUAGUGAAAAUAACACUAGUACUAUUCAAAAUAUCUCUUUGGAUAAUAGUAAUUAUAAUAAUGUUAUCACAUUAUCCCCAUUAAAUCUACCAAAAACUGACACAGACAUUUUCAAUGAUGAAUUAUACAAUACUGAAAAAAUGAAUUCAUUUGAAAGUAAUCCAUUGAACUUUUCUGUCAGUACUGAUCAUGAUCACAUAGAACAGCAUAAUAAUUUCACUUAUGAUCUCCAAUCACCAGUGAUCAAAGAAAAACCUAAACGUCCAGUUUUAUGCUUAUUUAGUGCAAAUAAAUACAAUCAAAAAAGACAUUUUAAACGUAAUAAUUCAAUCAAUAUUGAUGAUAAUAAUAAUGAUGAUAAUAAUAAUAAUGUUGAGGAUGACAACAAUAAUAGUAAUAUUCAUGAUACUAAACAAGAUAUUGAUGUACGACGUUUACGUCAAGGUACAAAUAUUUCCACUACAAAAUUAUCAGUUAAUAAUCAAUUAAAUAGAAUCACUGGAAGUAGUAAUAAUAUCAAUAUUAAUGAUAAUAUUUGUAAUCAUAAUUUAAAUUUAUUAUUAUGUAAUACAAAUGAGUGUAAAAGUUGUGUAAAUUUACAAGCAUAUGAAUUAUCACAAGAUCGUUAUCGUAAUCCAAGUAGUGGAUCAACUGUUAGUCAAAUACCAAGAUCUGAUUUACCAGAUGUUUACCUUAAUCCACCAUCAAUGUCUACUCUACAGUCUCAACGAAGCAGUUUAUGUGGCAGAAGUAGGAUGGAAUUGUUAUAUGUGGAUAACGAACUAGAUAGAAACAACAAUCCUAGGUGCAAACUUAGUACAAAUGGAAUAAUUAGUGCAUCAAACUUGGGAGAAAAUUUAUCAGACGUGAUUGACUCUGAUCACCGUUUCUCUGCGCAGCAUACAAACGGAGAUGGUGACAAUUGGAGCUUGGUCGAUGAGUUGGUUAUUUUUCCUCAACCACAGACUCUCGGACUGGUACGUAAUCAAACGUUUAAUGCAAGAAACACAUAUCAUCAACCACUACCUCAAUCAUCUUCAAAUUUGGCGCCAUCCUUUUUUAAACCAUAUCAACUAACCGAUGAUAAUUUCGGUAAUUUACCUGUUAAAGAUAAAGAGCAUCACAUUAGUAUACAACAACAACUUAGACGAGCACUGAGUUUAUCAUCUAGACGUAAAUCACCUCGUUCAUUAAAUGAAGAAAUUCAACUAAUCAUGGAUAAACACUACGAAAUGACAGGAAUUAGAAUGACAAUUGGUAGUGGGUCAUCGCAGAAGAAUUCGACGACUACCAAGUCCUAUAUAAAUUUAUUUGGAUUGCAGACAGGCAAUAAAACCCAACCAUCUAGACCAAGAAAACGUCGAUGCAGUUGGACAUUUACUAAAGAUAUUACUAAUGAAUUUCAAACAAGUUUAAAAAAUGUUUCAAGUGCAUUACAUUUAGAUUGUCCUACUUUUGAUCUAUUUCAAAAAUUUAAACAUAAUCGUGAAAAACCAUCUGUACUUGAAUCAUUAUCUAUGACCGCUUUACCAUGUCUUAUACCAUUAAGACCACGUAUUCAAUCUGAUGCAACAAAUGAUAUGACUUCUAUUAAUAAAGAAUUUAUAACAAGACAAUCUGAACAAAAAUUUCAUUCUGAUUUAAAUAAUAUAAAAUUAAUUGAUUUCAAACGAAAUAGUAUAGUGACGAAUGAUAAAAGUGUAAUUAUAUUUGGAAUUCAAAAAAAUAUUAGACUUGUGAAAAGUAAUUGGAAUUUAACUAAUCUAUGAUCUUGAUAAUGUAAUAAGAAGACAAAGAUGAUCAGAAUUAAUGUGAUGAUAUAUUAACGCAAUACCUUUUGAACAAUCUGAUCACACGCAUAUACUUGUUAAGAACAUUUAUAUAAAAGGUUAUCUAGACAAUAAAUGAAGAGUAAGAGGAGACAAAGAUAAUAAUAAGAGUAAUAAUAAUGUGAACACAAUUUGAAAUCUAAUCACUCUGGAUAAUAAGUCAAUAUUACCAGGGUAGGUUUAUUAUCCAGAGUGAUUAGAUUUCAAAUUGUGUUCACAUUAUUAUUACUCUUAUUAUUAUCUUUGUCUCCUCUUACUCUUCAUUUAUUGUCUAGAUAACCUUUUAUAUAAAUGUUCUUAACAAGUAUAUGCGUGUGAUCAGAUUGUUCAAAAGGUAUUGCGUUAAUAUAUCAUCACAUAAAUUCUGAUCAUCUUUGUCUUCUUAUUACAUUGUCGAAAUUUAUCAAAGGGACUAAUUACUUUAAUCUAUGAUCAAUUACAUAUUUCAUUACAUCAUUACGUCAUAUACAUACAUAUGCAGCAUACUAUGUAGAUACAUUUUUCUUUUUGAAAUAUACAAAGGACAAAAUUGUACAAAAUCUGUCAAUGUUUUAAUAAUGAUAUUACUUUCAUAUUAAAUAUGUUAUUGUUUAACUUGUUCAUCAUAUCUAUGAUCAAUUAUUCUAGAUUAUUAUUCAGCGCGGUAUUCAAUAUUAUAUCUUGUCAUAAUAGUUGAUUUUUUUUAUGUAUUUCAUUUACUGUUGUAAAUAAUAAUUUUUAAAUAAAAUCUGCAAUUUAA
Messenger RNA from Schistosoma spindalis, 4165 nucleotides. The record is from the annotation of a GenBank genome assembly. NCBI's taxonomy places the organism in Eukaryota, Metazoa, Platyhelminthes, Trematoda, Strigeidida, Schistosomatidae.